AUGCGUCUCGUAAAUGAAGACACCUUGAUUCUUUCCAGAGAUUUGGAUUUUCGUAUGCGCGUCUCCAUAGUCAGCUCUCUGCUUCUUUCAUGCAGCUCACGGUUUUAUGAUGGCAGGAUACUUGCUAUUCCCGAAUUCUAUCAGAGUGUUCUCCGCAUCGAUGCUUGCUGGGUCUACAGCCUAUCAACAGGCAGCACUUCCCCUCAAAACCACUUGCUUUCAGCAGUUGUCCAACUCCUCGCCUCCCAGCUGCGCGGCAUAGCCGAGCGCGCAGAUCUCAUGGAACCAGAGAAUUACGACGUAGAGGUACAAGGAUGUGAAGAGCGCUGGUAUAGGAGCGCAUAA
Molecule: messenger RNA, 345 nt
Organism: Glarea lozoyensis ATCC 20868
Lineage: Eukaryota; Fungi; Ascomycota; Leotiomycetes; Helotiales; Helotiaceae
Exons: 1
Coding region: 1-345 (114 amino acids)
Source: RefSeq, a predicted model, not a curated record